CGCUGUAAACAAAGUGGGGAAACAACCGACCCAUCAAAAAGGGCCCAGACUAUUUCUGUCGACUACAAUUCAGUUUGAGACAGCGUUAGGUGAUUUUGAAGAGUUGAAUUUCUUUGUUUACUGUUAUUAAAAUUGUAUUGAUUAAACGUAGAACAUUAUAUUUAAAUUAAAAUGGCAACGACAUUAUUACGAACGGGAUUACGGUUUAUGAUCUCGAAUGGAGUCCUUGAAAAAAGGGCCAUUCCAGUUUUGUGCAAUGGAGUAUUUCAAGGGGAACAAAACAUUGAGCAGCCACAGCAAAAACUGCAGUGUCAUGAAAUUGCUCGACGAAUGUACAGUAAGAGGAGCGUGCAUUAUACGGGAAUUUUAACGUCUGUCAACGAGCGAGAAGAGAGUGAUAGCGACUCAGACAAUGAGGACGAAAGAGGUCAAUCACAUUUUUGGAGAAGAAAAAUGCGAACUUUGCAUAGUCAUUUAGACGUUAAUAAAGAUGGAGUCAUCAGUUACGAAGAUUUUAUGCUACUCGCAGAACGGUUUUCCGAUUUAGGACAUUUAUCCACGGAGGCCAAGACUGAAUUUAAAGAAGCAUUAAAUGAACUGUGGAAAGAACAAUGGGGUGAAAUUAGUCCAUAUAAUCUCAUUUGCGUUGAAAAAUACUUAGAAGAAAUGCACCAUGUUCUUAAUGACACGUCAUUAAAGAAAAAAUGCCAUCACUUCUUACCCUACUUAUUCAAAGCAGUGGAUAAAGAUCAAAGUGGCGAAAUUUCUGUGGAAGAAUUUAAACUGUUUUUCCAGUGUUUAGAUCUUACACAUGAUCAUGCAGUUGUUUCCUUCAGUCACAUUGACACCAAUGACGAUGGUAAAAUCAGUUUAAACGAGUUCGUAUCAUUGGGCCGUGACUUUUUCUUGACAGAAGAUCCAACAAAACCCAGUAAACACUUUUGGGGUCCACUAGUAGAUUGAACAUAUUAUUGUUUUACCUUGUAACUUGUGAUAUUAAGUACUAUAUGUUGACCGUUUUUGCAGCGACGAACAUGCAAUGCAUGAAUUGUUCAUUUUACUUGUAAAAUGGUUAACUGACUAAUUUAAGUUACUAUAAAAUAGUUAGAAAUAAGUGUAACAUAUAUAUGUUUUCUUCACUUUAAAACGAAAAAAAUUUUUACG
This is a messenger RNA of Dufourea novaeangliae, 1164 nucleotides long. RefSeq names its product sarcoplasmic calcium-binding protein (gene CBP). The coding region runs from base 172 to 963 and encodes 263 amino acids. Lineage: Eukaryota; Metazoa; Arthropoda; Insecta; Hymenoptera; Halictidae. The record is from RefSeq and is a predicted model, not a curated record. Gene Ontology annotation, molecular function: calcium ion binding. The transcript is spliced from 6 exons.